UACAAAGUACUUAAAGCAGAAACCCCCAAGAAUCAUGAAGUGUUUCAUUUUGAGGUCGUGUGUUAGCGUUAGACAUACAGCUAACCUACACCUCCUCCGCGGAAGUAGGUUUCUGUGAAGCACAUUGCUGAAACUGAAAACAGUUAAAUUACCACACUGUUUUCCCAACACUUCCUCCGUGUGAAGCACGGGACCCGUGUGCUCAGCUGGAUUGGUCCAUCACAACAUCGGUUAUCAGUCUGCUACUCUCCCUUUCUCAAUCAGCUAGCUAGCUGUCGUAGUACAGGCACUUCUUACACCACAGCUGGAGAAGGAACCUCUCAGUUCUGACUUGUGGGUAUCAGGCAUCAAGUUAAGGAACCAGUUCCCUCCAAGGUUCCCACCUGAUGGAGCAGCGGUUGUCAGUCUUUGUGAAAAGGCACCAUGUUUCCUUGUCACGUAAGCGCCUGGCCUUCUGCUGAGCCGCCAGCCUCCUGCGGCAGUCAUGCACCGCCAGCACAGCCCUCACAGCCCCUGCCGGAUCUGCUGUGCAGCUGUCCUGCUCCACCUUUGAACACCCACUCUGAGACGCCUUCCCCAGACCCCAUGGAGUCCCUUAUCGUGGUCACAGAGUAUGAACCCAGCAGACCACCUGGAGAGGUUGGGGAGGAGGAGGUAGAAGAAAUGGACAGUUCUGAGACACCUGAGCCAGCUUGCUCUGUGGCGCCACCUUUCCGGACUCCUUCCUGCGACCUGCUGUCCCACACAGUUGGCCGGCCAGAGGCUCUGCUGCCCGAAAGCCAAGAGCAAAGGGGAAGGUUAAACCUGUCAGACAGGAAACUAUCUCUGCAGGAACGCUCCCAAACGACAGCAUCACCCUGCAGUUCCCCCGGACUCAAUGGGCGCUACAUUUACCCAUCACUGCCCUACUCGCCCAUCACAUCACCUCACUCCUCUCCACGCUUGCCUCGCCGGCCAACUGUGGAGUCUCACAGUGUUUCCAUCACAGACCUGCAGGAUUGUGUUCAGCUCAACCAGUACAAGCUGAAAGACGAGAUUGGAAAGGGGUCCUAUGGUGUCGUCAAGCUGGCUUACAAUGAGGAUGACAACACGUACUAUGCGAUGAAGGUGUUGUCCAAGAAGAGACUGAUGAGGCAGGCAGGUUUCCCACGGAGACCCCCGCCUCGUGGAGCCAAAGCAGCCCCUGAAGGCCCCCCUCAGCCCAAAGGACCUCUGGAGCGGGUCUAUCAAGAGAUUGCUAUCCUAAAAAAGCUAGACCAUCCUAAUGUGGUGAAACUAGUAGAAGUUUUGGAUGACCCCAGCGAGGACCAUCUGUACAUGGUGUUUGAGCUGGUAAAGCAAGGGGCUGUGAUGGAGGUGCCGACAGCUAAACCUUUCAGUGAGGACCAGUCACGCUUUUACUUCCAAGAUCUGCUCAGGGGAAUCGAAUAUUUACAUUACCAGAAGAUCAUUCACAGAGACAUCAAACCCUCUAACCUGCUGGUGGGAGAAGAUGGACACGUUAAGAUAGCAGACUUCGGAGUCAGCAACCAGUUUGAGGGGGCUGAUGCUCUCCUGACCAGCACAGUGGGAACACCUGCCUUCCUCGCUCCUGAAGCACUCUCUGAGACCAGGAAGAACUUCUCCGGAAAGGCCUUGGAUGUUUGGGCCAUGGGAGUGACCCUUUAUUGCUUUGUCUUUGGAGUGUGUCCAUUUAUGGAUGAGCGCAUUCUCAGUCUUCAUCAGAAAAUCAAGACACAACCUGUGGAGUUACCUGAACAUGCUGAUAUCUCAGAUGAUCUCAAAGAUUUGUUGCUGAAAAUGCUGGAUAAGAAUCCAGAGAUGAGAAUAUCAAUCCCACAGAUUAAGGUGCACCCGUGGGUGACACGGCACGGAGCUGAGCCUCUUCCUCCGGAGGAUGACAACUGCUGUAUGCUGAUAGAGGUGACCGAGGAGGAGGUGGAGAAUUCUGUCAAACACAUCCCCAGCCUGGCUACAGUGAUAUUGGUGCGAACCAUGCUGAGGAAGCGUUCCUUCGGGAACCCCUUUGAUUGGUCCCGUAAAGAAGACCGCAGCAAUUUGUGUACUCCGGGGCAAACGCUCAUGAAAGGCAGAGCAGGCAAAGUGAGGUACUGCUACAUUCAUUGUGACCAAAGAAGGAAACAGGAGAGUGGUGAUGGCAUGAGGAGUAUAGACCUGCCCUACGUGGGAGAGGAUGAAGCUCUUUCCUGAUGCAGUGGGUUUAAAAUGUCCGCUGGCAUCUGCCUGCCUGCAGCCACCCCUUUACUCACAGUUUUAUACUGGAAGUCUACACCUAUGUACAUUUCCCGGGAGGUGGACAAGUGUGGUGGACACAAAGAAAAAGGAAGAAAUUAAGAAUCCAAGGCAUUUUGACUAUGUUGCUGAAGCUUUUAUUCCAUUCUCUCCUGUUAAAAAGCUCAGUUCAGGGUUGCAGGAGUUGAGACCGUCAGAUGGGAACCUUCCGGGAGAGUAUCCUCCUGAACCUUGAACCUGUCUUCAGCCCUUAUUGCCCGACCCGCUCUGUCCUGCAUGCAUUUGUAGUUUGGCAUGCUUUGUCUCAGGCUUCAACUGUACAGUUUUGUGUUUCAUUGUAGUUUAGCUACAUGUGUUUCUCCUUGUCUUUACUUGACAAUUCUUUCAGGUACACAGGGCACGGUAACAGGUGAUGGUUUAUUGGGAGGGCUAGUUUGUGUUCACCAUAAGCUCCACAUCCUCUUUAGGAGAGCAGGUUUUAUUGACCAUGAUUGUCUGGUCCACUUUGCUUGCUUCAGAGUAGCAGUGCCCAGUUUUGUAACAUAUUUUAGAAUGAAGAAUCUGUACAGUUAUCCCAAAAUACAAAAGAGGAGUGGAAAAAUGUUUACUUCAUUGAAUGCAUGUGUUUACUUUCCCAAUGCAAACACUAUAUAAGCUAUUUAUAAGCAUUUGCACGCUCAUAGACACACAUUUGACUUUUUUUAGUCUUAUCACUGGCUUAUUGGGGCUCCCUUUUACUACAAUCAAUAGAAAGCUUUAAAAACAGUUAAUGUAGUGCUUUGUGAACAAUCAAAUUCAUCAUCACUGUAGACAAGAUAGCAUAGAGAAAUUGGAAUUUUCUUUUGCAAAGCUAGAGCUUCUAGUCAAUCUUUUUUUAAGUGAUCAAUUAUGCUUUUUCCCUCUUUAUAUUUAUAAAUUCACAGAGUUGCAACAGUUGAGCAAUGAAAGUACUGAUCUACCAAAUGCACAUAAGAAAAACAGAAUGUGUGGGUGCAAAAUUAUUAAUAAAAUAGUAAUAAAAUAGUUCUUUUUUUCUCUCUGGUUGCUUGUACGGAUAUGGUUGUGUGUUGUGAUACGUUUCACAUGUUUCAACUGUUUGCUUCACAAAGUGGAGCUUUGUAUGUAGACUCAAAACAGGAAAUAAUGACUAUGGAACCUCAAGUUAAAAUUGUGAAUGUUCUUACUCGUUUUUAUUUGUUUUGUAUUUGAAAAAACAAAUUGCCAGUUAUUUUACAACCGCACAUUUUUAGGACACCAAAAACUUCAAUUAUGUCUAUUUUUUUUUAUAUAUAGUACAGGAUGGUAACUUAAAGAAAACAAACCUUUAAACUAUUUGUUCGUUAUUGAGCGACUAGAGCAGGCUACCCAAGUUAUGUAUGUAUGCAUAGUGCAGCUGCAGACUUUUUGUACAAAUCUAUGCAUGACGUAUCUGUAGAGGUAAUGAGCUUAAAUCCUGUUGUCAUCUUUGGUCAGAGGGGUAGGCCACUUUGCAAAUAUUUCAAAUUAAUUAUUACAUUUCUGUUUAUUGAUGUGUUUCAUCCCAAGUUUCCCAAAGCAGUAAAUUAGCUCCUUUUCACUCCUUCAUUUUCUCAAAUAUUUUAGUGUAUAGCUGAGGUCCCUUGAUUUGUCUCUAACAUAGAAUAUUGACUUAAUAUUGAUUAUAACAUUUAAUGCUUCCACACACUAAUUACUGCAGCAAUUAAGUGUUGAACUUAUAAGAAAGGGACUUUGGAGUUUUUUUCUUACUACUUGCAUGUCACUCUGAAAUGUUUGUCUUUUUUAUGACUAGUACUAUGCAUAUGAUGUAUCUCUCUCUGUAUGGUGCAGUGGUACGCCGUGGCAGGUUGUCAAGUACAGUGUGCACACUCAGUGGCAGGAUGAGGAGUGCUGUAUGUGGUUGACUGAUUCGAAUUUGUUUUUGCUUAGCCGAUGUUUUAUCCACAAAGAUCUAAUUAAGCUGCUCUCUCGGCUGCAGGCUUCUGCAGACUGAGGGAGUCACUCUGGAUCAAGAUUUUCAAAACAUUAUUGUACUGUGCUUUUUCAAGGAUGCUCUUCUUCUAAUGAUAGCCAUAUGAUCUUUUAACAUGCGUAAUUUAGUCAGAAAAUGAAUUGCAGAAAUGUCUCAAUUAGUGUCAUGCUCUCCACAUUUAUGAAAGUUUUUACACUCUGUUAUACUGUAAGUUGCUAUAGAUAUUGUUAUUUAACAUACAGUUUUUAUCUUGAGCAAAACAAGACAGUUACUUCCCCUUUGGUGUGAAUAUUUUGCCCUCUGUGACAAACAAGAAUGAACUGAAGGACAUUUUGGGUGACAGUGCAAGCCACAAAAAAGCUGUAACAAAUAUUUUAUACAUAUAAUAUUUAAACCUGUAGUUUGCUUCAAUGCAGCCUUUGUCCACUCUAGUCAAAAGGGCCAGGCUCAGUGAUUAAUCUUUAUUGUUGACAUGGUUUUGCAUUUUGUAGUGUAAACUUGGGGGCUCUUUUCCCCUAAAUGCAUGCCAACAUACUGAACACAUAACACUGUAUUGUUAUAGCAUGAGAGGUCCUUAAAAACAAAAUGGGACCUUUGAAGUAAUUAUUCUAUACAUACUGUAUGUUGUUCAUCAUUUGAAUAAAAUAUUAUUGCCUUUG
This is a messenger RNA of Scatophagus argus, 4881 nucleotides long. Its product is annotated as calcium/calmodulin-dependent protein kinase kinase 2. Gene Ontology annotation, biological process: activation of protein kinase activity; protein phosphorylation; CAMKK-AMPK signaling cascade. The coding region runs from base 424 to 2211 and encodes 595 amino acids. Gene Ontology annotation, molecular function: protein kinase activity; ATP binding. The record is from RefSeq and is a predicted model, not a curated record. Lineage: Eukaryota; Metazoa; Chordata; Actinopteri; Scatophagidae. The transcript is spliced from 18 exons.